GGGCUUCCACUGGCCCCGGGCGGACUCCCAGCCGUGGAAACCUGGGGCUGCUCGCAGCGGUUUCACUUCCCGGGGUGGCGGACCCGUGUGGCUCCCCGCCCCCCCGCCCCCAGGGCCUCUCUCCACCCGGCGCCGGGUGACACGCCGCCCGAGCCGGCCCGGGGCUGAGCUGCCGCCAGGGGCAGGGCAAAAACGGGGGGCCCUUACUGGGUCGGCGUCGGGACGGGCCCCGGGGCUGCCGAAGGGAGUCGCCGGGUGGCCGGCGGUGACCUUUCCGAGGCCUGACUGCGCCUCCUCGGCGACCGCGGGCUCCCCAGUUCAGCGCGCGACCGGAAGAGAGCCCCGGCGGUGGGCGGUGCCUGCGGGCGGCCUCGGGGUGCGCUCGGGCCGCGGGCCUGGGCCUCGGUUCCCGCGGCCCCGCCCGCCGCCGUCCGGGCACUACCGGGAGCGGGGCGGCGGGAGAGCCAUGCGUCGCCUGCGCCUGCUGCCGCUGCUGCUGCUGCUGCUCCUGCCGCGGCCGGGCGCCCCGGGACCCGGCGACGACGCGAGCCCGCCCGACGCGGCCCAGGAGCCCCUCCCGGGCCUGCGCGAGCGGCUGCGGGAGGCCGUCGCCCUCUCCCGACGGUACUGGGCGCUCCUGCGCUGCCGCGUGUGGCCCAAAGACUGUGAGCGCGCCGAGGAGGCUGGCGCGGGGCUCCUGGGCUGGAGCCUUCCCCUGUUGGGCCAGCAGUACCUGGACAUCCUGACCUCGUGGUACUGCAGCUUCCAGGCCUGCUGCGACAGUGGGGACUGCAGGAUCUCCAACAACUUCACAGGCCUGGAAUGGGACCUGAGUGUGCGACUGCACGGCCAGCAUCUGGCCCGGGAGCUGGUCCUGACGACGGUGAGGGGCUACUUAGAGCUGCCCCGGCCGGACAAGGCCCUGGCUCUGUCGUUCCACGGCUGGUCGGGCACAGGCAAGAACUUCGUGGCUCGGCUGCUGGCAGAGAAUCUAUACAGGGACGGGCUGCGGAGCGACUGUGUUGAGACGUUCAUCGCCACCCUACACUUCCCUCACCCGAAGUAUGUGGACCUGUACAAGGAGAAGCUGGCAAGUCAGAUCAAGGAGACGCAGGAGCGCUGCCACCAGACCCUGUUCAUUUUCGAUGAGGCCGAGAAGCUACAUCCGGGAAUGCUGGAGGCCCUCAGGCCACACCUGGAACGCCAGGCUCCCGAGAACCACAGGGUAGAGUCCCAGAAAACCAUCUUUCUUUUUCUCAGUAACAUUGGCGGCAAUACCAUCAAUGAAGCUGUCCUGACUCUGCUUCAGGCCGGAGGGGCCCGGGAAGAAAUCAGGCUGGACCAGCUGGCACCCCAGCUCCAGGCCGAGAUGGCGGAGUCCACAGACACUGGCUUUGGCCACAGCUGUCUUGUCAAGGAAAACCUGAUUGACUUCUUCAUCCCCUUCCUGCCCCUGGAGUACCACCACGUGAGGCUGUGCGCACGCGACGCUUUCCUGAGCCAGGGACUCCCGUACACAGAAGAGGCCCUGGACCAAAUUGCCAAGAUGAUGGUGUAUAUCCCCAAGGAGGAGCAACUCUUCUCUUCUCAGGGCUGCAAAUCUAUUUCCCAGAGAAUUAGCUAUUUCCUGCCUUGAGGGCUCGAGGAAGACUUCCUGCAGCUGCCGGUCUUCCACCACCAGGACCCUGGGGCCGGUCAGGGCACUGUCUGGGACUCAGGGCAGGAGGAUAGGCUGGCCUCCAGCCGUCACUCACGUACAAAAGGUGUGUAAAAAGGGAAGGCCUUAAAUCAGAAACAGAGCCAACGCUUUAAAUCACUUGGUGCCUUAAAGAGCCACAUUUUAAAAUGUGGGCCAGGCGGCUGGAGAAAGCCACAGGCCAGAUGAAUCCCAAGGCCUGGCUAGCAUCUCUGCCCUUGCCCGCAGAGGCCUGGACUUGGGGGUGAGGCCAGAGGUCGCGGGGUCCUCAUUGACAGGGAAGGGAGAAUCAAGCUCUGCUUACCAGUGGCCUCGGGUGUGCAGGCACAGGGGCUUAGCUUUCAAGUUGUUCCCACAGGGAAGCGGAGCAGGUUUGUCAGCAAAGAGCCUCAGGCUGAAGGAAAAAGUACACAAAGGAAGAAUUUUAUAUAUAUAUGUGUGUGUGUGUAUAUAUAUAUAUAAAAUCAUGUCAGUGGAGGUUAAGAUUUGUACUCAGAUUUAAAAGAAAAAUUUAAGCAAGGGGCUUUGACAUGGCUGUGUCAUGUGUAAAGAUUAAAAGUUUGUAUUUUUCUAAAA
Molecule: messenger RNA, 2272 nt
Organism: Callorhinus ursinus (northern fur seal)
Lineage: Eukaryota; Metazoa; Chordata; Mammalia; Carnivora; Otariidae
Gene: TOR3A
Product: torsin family 3 member A
Cellular component (GO): endoplasmic reticulum lumen; nuclear envelope
Molecular function (GO): ATP hydrolysis activity; ATP binding
Source: RefSeq, a predicted model, not a curated record